AUGUACGGUCAUACUAGCCAUGGCCAUGUUACCGGUCUUUACUACACUGAAGCCGUUAAUAGUUGGACUAUCCAAAGACACUAUCUCCCCCAACUAGAACUCUCCGUCUCCACGCACAUUGUAGGCUCGUCAAGCAGAACCACUCUGACGCAGACAUUUGUCAACCCCUCUGCCGAGAAGAGCAUCCCAGAGCUGAGGUACACGUUUCCGCUGUAUGAUGGCGUCUCCGUCGUUGGUUUUGUCUGCACUAUCAACGAAGACCGUGUAAUUCGUGGAGUCGUCAAGGAGCGUUAUGAGGCACGGAAACAGUACCAGGAAGCCAUCGACAGGGGCGAAACCGCCGGACUGCUGGAACAGCUUCCCAAUGCUAGUGAUGUCUUCACCACCACCGUCGGCAACGUCCCUGCUGGUGCUUCUCUCAAGGUGGAGAUCACUUAUCUGGGCGAACUGAAGAAUGACGCCGGGGUGGAUGGGAUCCGCUACACCAUUCCAGCUUCUGUUGCUCCUCGUUACGGUGAUUUCCCUGGUACCCUUCUCGAUGCGCCCCAAGCCGUUACCAAGUCUGGCAUCCAGAUCACUGUCGAUGUUGAGACGCCGGGGGGCUCAAACAUCAAGAGCAUCCAGUCCCCGUCCCAUCCCAUCUCUGUCACCAUCGGUCACACCUCCUCUGGAGCAGCUGCCGGCACUGAUAUGUCAUUGCAGAAAGCCUCCGCUACCCUUGCCCUUGGCACCGCAGAGCUUGCCCAGGAUUUCAUCCUGCAAGUAGUUGCCACCAACACCGGCAAUCCGAUUGCUCUGCUUGAGACACACACUGAUAUUCCCCAUCAGCGCGCUUUGAUGGCGACACUGGUGCCAAAGUUCAAUCUACCCUCAACACGCCCCGAGAUCGUCUUUGUCUGUGACCGCUCUGGCUCCAUGGGUGGUGCUAGAAUCGAAGGCCUCAAGUCUGCUCUUCGAAUUUUCCUAAAGUCCAUCCCCGUGGGCGCCAAGUUCAACAUUUGCUCAUUCGGUUCCACUUAUGAGUUUCUGUUCAGUGAUGGCUCUCGGUCGUAUGACCAUGAGAGCCUCAGGCUAGCAAUGGACUACGUGAGUCGGAUGGAUGCCGAUUUGGGAGGCACCGAGAUGUAUCAACCACUCGAAGCUGCGUUCGAGAAGCGCUACAAAGACAUGGACCUGGAAGUCUUCUUGCUCACUGAUGGCGAGAUCUGGAACCAGGAGCACUUGUUCACCAUGAUCAACAAGAAGGUGUCUGAGUCCCAGGGCGCAAUCCGCUUGUUUACCUUGGGAAUUGGCAAUGAUGUUAGUCAUGCUCUCAUCGAAGGUGCCGCUCGUGCUGGCAAUGGGUUUGCGCAGACCGUUACCGACAGCGAGAAGAUGAACGCCAAGGUAGUCAGGAUGCUCAAGGCGGGUCUGACUCCUCAUAUCAAGGACUACACCUUGGAGAUCAAGUACGCCAAGGACUCUGACGCCGGAGCGAAGACCAUCGAUGAGGAAAUGGACGAUUUUGAAAUCGUCGAAAAGGUGUCCGAUGCUUUGGCCAUCCGUCUCGCAAAUGGCGCUGACAAGCCAAACGAGCCAGCCAAGCCGAUUUCCCUCUUUGACGCCUCAGUCGAUCUCGAUAUCGAGAUGCCCGAUGCCGACGCGGACUUAUCUCUGGGAGAAAAGUUCUCGCACGUUCCCGCAGUCCCCGAACCAACAAUCCUACAAGCGCCUUUCACCAUCCCCCCGCUCUACCCUUUCAUCAGGACUAGCGUGUACCUUCUGCUCUCCCCUAGCACAGCACAGAAAACACCCAAAUCAGUUAUCCUCCGCGCCACUUCCGCUCACGGGCCCCUCGAGCUUGAGAUCCCAGUCGCCGUGCUGGAGGAGAAGGGCCAAACAAUCCACCAGCUCGCCGCCCGCAAAGCGGUACAGGAACUCGAAGAGGGUCGCGGCUGGAUAUACCACGCGACGGAUUCGAGUGACCCCGACCAGAAGCUGCUCAAGGAUAAGUACGAGGGCCGUUUCUCUGAUAUGGUAGAGCGAGAAGCCGUCAGGCUCGGGGUCACUUUUCAGGUGGGCAGCAAGUGGUGCAGCUAUGUCGCGGUAGAGGAGAAAGAUCGGACGGAGCACGAAGUGAAUCAGCGAGUUUCUGGAGCUGCCUCGGACAAGUCUACUGAGAGUUUUGGGUCUAAGCCUGUCGUCAGGUCGCGAAAAAUGGGGCGCUCCUUUGCUCGUUUAGCUUCGUCUCCUACGGAAACUUUGGUCGAGGAAUGCCUCUUUGAUACUCAAAGAAUGCCUGCUCCACUCUUCCAGGCAUUGCCUUCAUACUCCCCGGCAUCGCCUUCAUAUUCCCCGGCAUCGCCUCCUGGCUCGGCGCUCUUUAGUGUAAAUCCGGCUCCGCCAGCAGAUCAUUCACAAACUAUGGCAAGUCCACCUGGAAAGAAAAAGGGCAAGUCCAUUUCCUCUAAUUGUUUACCGGCGACCGCUUUGUAUUCCAAUCUGGCGGACCACCCUUCUUUUGAUAUGUCCAUGUCUCCUUGUCCUGCACCAAGUGCUCUCUACUGUGAUCAAUCACUUUCUGAUCAACUCAAUAUCUCUUCACGACAUCUUUUGUACUCUGCUCCUGUUUCAUCCUCUUCUGCUCCUGAUUCUGACAUAUCCUCUUACUUUAUUCCAUUGGAAGCUGAGCUGCCUGUAUCUACUUGUAAAUCUGAUUCUAACGACAUGUAUGUGACUACAGCAGCAAGGAUGGGCUCAAAUACGGCCUUCGGAGCCACUUCCUCCAAUAGCUAUGGAGGCGGACGCUUCGGCGCCCCAGCCGUUUCCCGUAGGAUCCCAGGAGCUCAUCUUUUUGGCUUCCCAGUCUCCAACAGCUCAGAUCCCGCCCAAGUCGAGCCUGAGACGGCGACACCUCUUGAGCCUCUCGAAGCCCUCGUAAGCCUCCAGCACUUUGAUGGCUCAUGGUCAUGGACAGAGAAGUUGCUCGAUAUUUUGGGGCAGUCCCAGUUGACGGAGGUGAAAGUCGAGGAGUGCUAUGGAGUGUCGAUGCCGCACACGGACAUGCUAGCCACAGCUUUGGUGUUGGCGUAUUUGGAGGCCAAGUUGGUGGAGGGGCGGGAUGAGUGGGAGAUGUUGGCUGAUAAGGCUAGGGAGUGGUUGAAGAGUGAGCUUACCAAGAGCUCCGAGAAGGGAGUGGUGUCUGUUGAGGAGCUUGUGGAGAAGCUUAAGGCGUGUUUGUAA
Neurospora tetrasperma FGSC 2508 is the source of this 3222-nucleotide messenger RNA. RefSeq lists its product as uncharacterized. NCBI's taxonomy places the organism in Eukaryota, Fungi, Ascomycota, Sordariomycetes, Sordariales, Sordariaceae. The coding region runs from base 1 to 3222 and encodes 1073 amino acids. The transcript is spliced from 2 exons. The record is from RefSeq and is a predicted model, not a curated record.